Messenger RNA from Diutina rugosa, 1428 nucleotides. RefSeq lists its product as uncharacterized. Gene Ontology annotation, molecular function: N,N-dimethylaniline monooxygenase activity; flavin adenine dinucleotide binding; NADP binding. The coding region runs from base 1 to 1428 and encodes 475 amino acids. Lineage: Eukaryota; Fungi; Ascomycota; Pichiomycetes; Serinales; Debaryomycetaceae. The record is from RefSeq and is a predicted model, not a curated record. The transcript has a single exon.
AUGUCGAUUAAGGUCGCCAUUGUUGGCGGCGGUCCCGCUGGCAUCGCUGCCCUCGACGCCAUGGUCCAUGAACAGGCGUUUGCUGACGUCACCUUGUUUGACUGCAAGCCCGAAGUGCUGGGGACUUGGGUGUACAACAGUGAGACCCCUCCGCCGUACACGGUGCCAAGCACUCGCGCCGGCAGCGACGCCCCGUCACUGCCGUCACUUCCGACACGGUUUCCGGCCACGACCCCAGCGCUGGCAGCACCGGACCACAUUAACCUGACCUAUGCCUCUCUUGAGACUAACGUUGAAGCCGAUGUCAUGGAGUUCACCUACUCGCGGAUCCCUACCGUUCGUUCAGCGCUCACGCUAGCUAAAUAUGGCGCCGAUCUGCCGUUUCGCCACCACCUGGUGAUUCGUUCGUGGCUUCAGCUGCUUACCAAAGGCUAUGAACACCUUAUCCAGUUGAAUACUACCGUGGAGCUCGCGGAGUGGCGCCAACACACUUCGGGCGACCACUGGGUGCUCACAUUGCGCCGCCGUGCCCCUGACGGCGAUCACUGGCGUCAAGAGCGCUUCGAUAAGCUUUUGGUGGCUCUGGGUAAAUAUAUCAAGCCGUACGUGCCCCAGGUCCCAGGCCUUGGUCUGUUCCCUGGCUUGUUACAACACUCACAACAAUUCCGGUCGCUGGAAACGUAUCGCGGUAAGAAAGUUGUGGUUGUAGGUGGCCUGAUCCUGGCAAUGGAUUUGGUAUACGAUGUGCUUUUCGUGGCAAGCAAAACCCUUCUGCUGCGUACCCGUGAUGGCCAUCAAGUAGAGAUAGUGGGGUCGGCAGCGUUUGACCAUCCUAAAGUUGAUAAACGAGGCCGCAUUGAACGCAUUGAAGGACUGACGGUUUACUUUGAUGACGGUUCCCUCGAGGAAGGGGUUGAUUGCAUUUUAUACGGCACAGGCUAUUUGCUCUCAGUGCCUUUCUUACCUAAUGAGGAUUACAGCCAUGGGCGAUUACAUCGAGUGUACCAACAUGUGAUUAGCAUCGACAAUCCGUCGCUAGCCUACGUUGGGUUUGUCGCUGGCGGGCUCACAUUCAAAGUAUUUGAAUGGCAGGCAGUAUUUGCGGCACGAGUGUUUGCUGGUAGAGCCGCUUUGCCUUCGAAAACGGCAAUGGAGCAAUGGGAACACCAACGCUUACAGAAGAUCGGCAAUAACGACCGCUUCAACUAUAUCAACGAUGACUUCGAAGGGUACUUUGAAGGGCUCCGUUCGCUCGCCGGAACCGAGGGACCUGGACGUCAACUCCCCCCGUAUAAUGAUGAGUGGCGAGUGAAGCUUAUGCGUGGUCACCAGCGCAAACGAGAUUUCUUCGAGCGCCACUAUCAUACACCCCCAGCACUACCAGCGCAACCAUCAACGGAACUUUCAUCGCGGGCAGCUCGUCUUUGA